AUGACGCAGCUUUCCGCAACCCAGCGUGCAGAGACAGUUCUGGCGCCUCUGCGCCUCUCUAAGGAGAAGAUGGAGGAGCUGCGUACUGCAUUUAAAGAUGAGCUGUUGCGGGGUUUGGAGAUGCAUAAGAAGCACGGUUUGAAGUGGGUACCGGAAGAAUGCUCUCUAAGGAUGUUAGACUCAUGUGUAUCGCAAAUACCGACAGGCGAUGAGGUAGGAGUUUUCUAUGCUUUAGAUUUCGGAGGGACGAAUGUAAGAGCUGUACGAUGUGAAUUAGUAGGCGGGGGCAAGAUUGUUUCGCAACAAUCUCUUAAAAA
Molecule: messenger RNA, 317 nt
Organism: Eimeria acervulina
Lineage: Eukaryota; Apicomplexa; Conoidasida; Eucoccidiorida; Eimeriidae
Exons: 3
Biological process (GO): glycolytic process; glucose 6-phosphate metabolic process; intracellular glucose homeostasis
Cellular component (GO): mitochondrion; cytosol
Molecular function (GO): mannokinase activity; D-glucose binding; ATP binding
Source: RefSeq, a predicted model, not a curated record